GCUCUCUCCCGCCACCUCCGGUUUAAAGGCUCGAGCGCCGAGCGUCAAGCUCCUGCUCCCGGGCAAGGCGGCGACGAGAAGAAAAUGGAACCAGAAAUUGAAGAAAUUGUGAAAAAAAUCAAGAUCUUAAUUGAAGAGAAACAAGUGAGUGAUGCAGAGCUGAAGAAGUUACAAGCACGCCAGUCUGCAAUGGAGAAGGACCUCGAAGAGUUGAAUCAUGAGAUCUUCUGCCUGGAGGCAACAUGCAACAAGAAGGAAGUGACUCUGAAGAGGCUGCAGUUUCAGUAUGAACAAGGCCAAGCUCAGACUGACAGGCAGCUGAAAGGAAGCAGCGAGAGCAAGCAAAGGAUAGACGCACUGAUAUCCCAGAUCAAGGAUGAGAAGCUGCAGAGGAGGAAGGAGAGGAAGGCAUUUGAGCAGCAGCUAGAGGAACUAAUAAAGAACCUCAAAUGGACAGCAGAGUUUUAUAAGCCAGCCAGACUUCAACAAGAGAUACGCAACAUUGAGAAUACUAAGCAACAGCUCCUCACCGAAGAGCACGUGACGAAAGAGAAACUGAGCACCCUGGAUGAGGAGCUGAGCUCCCUCCAGCAGCAAGGCGCUGCCACUGACGAGAUGAUCUUCCUGCACAGCAAGGAGGCCAGGCUCACUCACCAACUGUUCGAAGAGGAAAACAAAGCAGCGAAGGCAGCCCUCCAGGAGAUGACCCAGCAACGCUCAGAGAUUCAGCAGCCGCCGGAGUUGAGCAGGCUUGAGGAGGAGUGGGAGCCCAGGAGGAAGAUCCCCACCCUGGCUGGAAAGGACACUGCGGUCACAGGCGAUGAGGAAGGUGAUCUCCAACAGUCAACAAAGUGAUUGGUAGGUCCAAGAAAAUGACUGGUAGGUCUCAGGACAGAGCUGGAGAGAGCAAGGGCCCCAGUCAGAGACCUGCCCUUGCUUGUUGUCGUCUUUGGUAAUUAGCCAAGACUUACAGUAUUUAUUCAAUAAAUUAUUGCUGCUUACCAAUUUAUGGUUGUGGUGUCACUCAGUCCCUGGGCCCCUUGGCCAGGAGAGCAGGUCUGAUUCUCUGAGCCCUAGUGUCAGCCAGGCACAGAUCAAUAGAGAGCACUAAGCCAUAGGAAAAGUGAUGGGGGUGCAGCCAGAAGUUAGAGAAGAGGACAAAAUGGAUGAGGCUCCCCAUCUGAAUCUCUACCCAGUGGGAGCUUCCCCGGGGAAUUGGGUGUAGGGAAUUUAGAG
Molecule: messenger RNA, 1236 nt
Organism: Mobula hypostoma (lesser devil ray)
Lineage: Eukaryota; Metazoa; Chordata; Chondrichthyes; Myliobatiformes; Myliobatidae
Product: synaptonemal complex central element protein 1-like
Exons: 11
Coding region: 85-855 (256 amino acids)
Biological process (GO): synaptonemal complex assembly
Cellular component (GO): synaptonemal complex
Source: RefSeq, a predicted model, not a curated record